Molecule: messenger RNA, 618 nt
Organism: Pisolithus orientalis
Lineage: Eukaryota; Fungi; Basidiomycota; Agaricomycetes; Boletales; Pisolithaceae
Exons: 5
Coding region: 1-618 (205 amino acids)
Source: RefSeq, a predicted model, not a curated record
AUGUUAACCCUCAGAAACAAGAUAAAGAACCUUGAUGCUAAUGUGAUGCUGAAAACACAUGAAUGGGUUCAGAAGAAGAAGGCAAUUCAGACUUGGUUGUACAACCACAGCUGGAGCCAUAGUCAACAGGCUCUGAUCAAAUAUGGUGGCAGUUGGACACUGAGGAAGGUGGUCAUGCACCAUCAAAAGAAAUCAAUCAACAAAGUGUUGGAAGAAGCCAGGAUCAAGCUGGGAUCCACAGAAAUGAUCAAGUCUUAUCAGAAGGCUGUUGACACUGUCAUGAGGUCCCUUACUGCCAAGGAGAUACAGGAGGCCAAGGCAUUGGCCAAAGAAUGGAAUGUGCAGCAGCCACCUCAGGAUGUUCAAACCACAGAGAAGAAAGGCCAUAAAUAUGCCAAGGAAUUUGCUAAGGAAAUGUGGAAGCAGUGUGGUGUCAGGGUGGUAGUGAUGGUGGCAUGGGAAGAUGCUGAUGGAGAGGUGAUAGUUGGAGUACAUGAUUUCAAUGAUGAAUUGGGUAAUGGCAAAUUAUUUGAGGAGUUGGACAAGUGCCAGGAUAUAUUGGUAAAACAAAGAUGCUGCUCCAUGGUCAAGGCAGAGAAAGAGCAAUGGGAAACCUAA